Molecule: messenger RNA, 780 nt
Organism: Verticillium alfalfae VaMs.102
Lineage: Eukaryota; Fungi; Ascomycota; Sordariomycetes; Glomerellales; Plectosphaerellaceae
Product: 2,4-dihydroxyhept-2-ene-1,7-dioic acid aldolase
Exons: 4
Coding region: 1-780 (259 amino acids)
Cellular component (GO): cytoplasm
Molecular function (GO): aldehyde-lyase activity
Source: RefSeq, a predicted model, not a curated record
AUGCAGGCCGCCAACAAGCUCAAGUCUGUCUUCACCAAGGGCGCCGGCGCCAGCUUGGGCGUCUGGCAGAUGAUUCCCAGUGCCAACGUCUCGCAUCGGGCCAUGCACGAUGCCGUCCCUGCUAUUGCCGCCGCCGGUGUCUCUCCCAUUGUCAGAAUUCCCGACAUUCAGGCGUCCCUCGUGAAGCGCGCCCUUGAUUGUGGCGCCCACGGCGUACGGCCGCCCCCUCUCGACUCCCAGACGCCGACUCUGCUGACACGACGACAGGUCCUCGUGCCCCUCCUGCGUACCGCCCAAGAGGCCAAAGAUCUGGUCCAGGCCGCCAAGUUCCCGCCGUGGGGCCGCCGCGGCUUCGGCUCGCCCUUUGCCAUGGAGCGCUUCACCCCGGCCCCCAGCAUGACCGAGUACCUGCAGCAGGCCAACGGCAGCCUCCUGACCAUGGUGCAGAUUGAGACGCAAGAGGCCCUCGACGCCGUGGACGACAUUGCCGCCGUCGAGGGCAUCGAUAACGCAGCCAACAAUAUCGGCCACCCCGUCAUCGACGGUGUCAUGAAACCCGAGCUGCACGAGGCCAUUGCGCGCGUCUUGGAGGCCACCCACAAGGCGGGCAAGAAGGCGGGCAUCUUUUGCACGUCAGGCGAGCAGGGCAAGCAGUAUGCCGAGCAAGGCUUCGACAUGAUCAGCGUGGCGACCGACUUUACCAUUUUGCAGCAUGCCGUGGCCGACGCCGUCAGCGUUGCGCGCGAUGGGCCGAGGCCGGCCAAGGGCACGUCGUACUGA